Messenger RNA from Epithele typhae, 1623 nucleotides. RefSeq names its product Creatinase/aminopeptidase. The record is from RefSeq and is a predicted model, not a curated record. The transcript is spliced from 8 exons. The coding region runs from base 1 to 1623 and encodes 540 amino acids. NCBI's taxonomy places the organism in Eukaryota, Fungi, Basidiomycota, Agaricomycetes, Polyporales, Epitheliaceae. Gene Ontology annotation, molecular function: metalloaminopeptidase activity; manganese ion binding.
AUGGCCGACCCUGUCUAUCCUGCGCAGAGGCAUGCCUUUAAGACUUUCACGAAGCUCGUAGAGCUACUACCCGAGGCCGAUCAAGCGAAGACCCAGAUUGUGCUUUUGGCCGGAGAAACCACACCGUUCCGCAAUGACACGGACCGCGAGAUGCCUUUCCGUCAGGAGUCCAACUUCUUCUAUCUUUCUGGAUGCAGGGUUCCCGGCUCCCAUCUCCUUGUCACUUUCCAGAAAGGCACCUCAUUGGAAUCGAAACCCUCGUCGCACCUCUUCAUCCCGAAGGCUGAACUCGCCGACCUCAUGUGGUCGGUGCCUCCCCCGACAGUCGAAGAGGCAACCUCCACGCAUGAAGUUACCCGGAUCGAUUACACUGCCUCUCUCCCCGCUGCUAUCCAGGAUCUCUCCAAGGCCUUCCCCGAUGCCCUCGUUCAUAUCCUCCCCACCUCGCCUCUCUUCCCGACACUCUCGUCCCAGUACACCGCCCCGUUCCUCGCGGCCAACGUUACCGUCAGUCAAGACUACCUUCUCACCGCGCUCCAUCGGGCCCGUCUCGUCAAGGACGGUGAGGAGAUUGCCCUGAUCAAGCGGGCGAACCAGAUCAGCUCGCGCGCCCACGAGACCGUCAUGCGCGUUCUCGGCCAGGGCGUGCGAGGCCUGAUCACUCGCGGCAAGGGUGCUGGCGUCGACCGACCUCUACUCCCCGGAGAAUGGCUCAUACAGAAGGAGGCGGAAGCUGAGGCGCUUUUUGUGGCGUCCUGUCGCCGGGAAGGGGCGGAGCACCAAGCGUACCUACCGAUCGUGGCCGCGUCCACUAGGGCAUCCACCCUGCACUACUGUUGCAAUGACCGCGAGUUUGCCUGGGGGCCCGUGAACGCGCACGACCACCAGAACUGCAACGAUAUCGCGCAUGAUCACGAACGGAACUUGAGCCCCCAAGUGCUGCUCAUCGACGCAGGCUGCGAAUGGAAGUGCUACGCUGCCGAUAUCACGCGAACGAUGCCCGUGGGCAAUGGCGGCAAGUUUACUCCCGAGGCGCGGGCGAUCUAUGAGAUCGUCCUCGAGAUGCAGAAGCUUUCCAUGGAGGCACUCAAGCCCGGCCUGCACUGGGACGCGAUCCAGCUCCUCUGCCACCGCACGCUCGUGCGCGGCUUCCAGAAGCUCGGCAUCUUCAAGACGCCCAAUUCCGCAGGCUCGGGCUCUUGGAACGCCGAGGAGGCGAUCCUCGCGAGCGGCGUCUCGUCCGCGUUCUUCCCGCACGGCGUCGGCCACUCGCUCGGCAUGGACGUCCACGAUGUCCCGAGCGCGAGCAAGCCCGUCGUCAACGACACGAUCAAGCACAUCGAGCUCGGCCACGAGUCGUUCUACACGUACCUCCGCCUGCGCCUGCCGCUCGAGGAAGGGAUGGUCGUGACGGUGGAGCCGGGCAUCUACUUCUCGCCGCACCUCCUUGCUCCGGUGCGCGAUUCGAAGCACAUCGACCUGGGGGUUCUGAAGCGGUACGAGAGCGUCGGGGGCGUCCGAAUCGAGGACGUGGUCUUGAUCACGAAGGAGGGCCACGAGAACCUCACGACCGUGCGCAGCGACACGGAGUGGGUCGAGCAGGUGUGCUCGGGCGAGAUCUGA